Molecule: messenger RNA, 10019 nt
Organism: Dermacentor albipictus
Lineage: Eukaryota; Metazoa; Arthropoda; Arachnida; Ixodida; Ixodidae
Gene: Nhe1
Product: Na[+]/H[+] hydrogen exchanger 1
Biological process (GO): sodium ion transport; regulation of intracellular pH; proton transmembrane transport
Cellular component (GO): membrane
Molecular function (GO): sodium:proton antiporter activity; potassium:proton antiporter activity
Source: RefSeq, a predicted model, not a curated record
UCCAAGCCAACACAAGCUCAGCCGAUUCUGUGCGGCACACGCAGACGCUUCGGCUGAGUACACUCUACUUGUUCGUCGAGGUUUGCUGAACUAGGAGCGGUAGAAACGGAGCACUGACAGCUGUUGGAGUGGUGGUCGAAUUACUCGUUAAAGUUCAUAUUAUACAUCACGUUCGCGCUCCGUAACCUGUACGUGCCCCUCAGCUCAUCCUACAAAGCUGCCACCGAUGUGCUGCUUGUGUCGGUGGUGUCCUAGCUGUUACAGAUUUUCAGCUAUUCACAAAGUCCAAGGCUCUCCUGAGGUGUUAAAUAUGGGUUGAAUGCGAGCACCACAGUACUUUCAAGGGUGAAAAAAGCCGCAAGAAAAAGACCUUGCAUGUUCGUCGUCAGUCAUCGAAGAGAUGUGUGGCUUCAAAUGAGACCCCGUACCAUGACUCCACAAAAAAUUGUGAUGACUGUUCUAGUCUCACUAUGGCUUGCAUCUGUUUGCGAGUCAGCAUUUGAAAAAUCUACCCGAACAUCGACUCAGGCGUCAGCUGUGCAGAUAUCCAACGGUUCGUCGAACGCAGCGGUCAACAUAACAAUGUCGAUAUCCAAUGGAACGGACAGCAAUGUUUCAACAGUUGCUGUGACAGCAUCAGUCCUUCCUGCCCAGCCAGCAGAACCAGUUCUUCCACAGAAGGAAUCUGCUGAAGAAGAGCACCACUCCAGCAUGACUAUAUUCUUUGCUCUCAGUGUUAUAGCGGUGUGCAUAUUGAUGAUUCACUUUUUGAUCCAGGCCAACUUCGAAUUCCUUCCUGAAAGUGUUGUUGUUGUACUCAUUGGUGCCCUGAUAGGCCUAUUUUUGAAGUUAAUCUCAAGUCAGCACCUUGGAAACUGGCAGAAAGAAGAGGCUCUCAGUCCAACUAUGUUUUUUCUGGUUCUUCUGCCACCCAUAAUCUAUGAAUCUGGCUACAACCUACACAAGGGUAACUUUUUCCAAAACAUUGGCUCUAUCCUGGUAUUUUCUAUUGUUGGCACAACCAUCUCCGCACUGGUUAUUGGGGGUGGUGUUUACUUGCUUGGCUUGGCUGAUGUGGCCUACAGGUUGGACUUCACUGAAAGCUUUGCAUUUGGCUCUCUUAUUUCGGCUGUGGAUCCUGUAGCAACCUUGGCUAUCUUUCAUGCUUUGGACAUAGACCCAGUUCUCAACAUGUUGGUAUUUGGCGAGAGCAUCCUUAAUGAUGCUGUCUCUAUUGUACUUGCCACGACCAUUUUGGAGUCUGGAAGCCCAAGCAUGGUUUCUCUGACAACAGGGCAACUUGUUUUACAUGGUGUUCAACGCUUCUUUCUUGUUUUCUUCUGCUCUGCUGCUAUUGGGGUGGCCUUUGCCUUAGCAGCAGCUCUGCUGCUAAAAUAUAUAGACCUACGCAAGAAUCCCUCCCUUGAAUUUGGAAUGAUGUUGGUGUUUGUGUAUGCUCCUUAUGGGCUUGCAGAAGGCAUACACCUAUCAGGUAUCAUGGCGAUACUCUUCAAUGGUGUCGUCAUGUCUCAUUACACCCACUUCAAUUUGUCUUCAGUGACUCAGAUUACAAUGCAACAAACACUGCGGACUAUUUCACUUAUUGCUGAGACUUCAGUGUUUGCCUACCUGGGUCUUGCCAUAUUCAGCUACCGACUUAUCAUCAAGCCUUCUCUUAUAAUAUGGAGCAUUAUACUUUGUCUGCUUGGGCGAGCAGCAAACAUAUACCCAUUGUCAUUUCUAAUGAACUACUUCAGAGAGCACAAGAUUACCAAAAAGAUGAUGUUUAUCAUGUGGUACAGUGGGCUCAGAGGUGCCAUUGCAUAUGCUUUGGCUAUGCAUUUGGACUUUGAUGAUGAGAAACGCCACGUGGUUGUGACAACAACACUCAUAAUAGUGCUCUUCACAAUACUGGUUAUAGGUGGCUCCACAAUGCCUCUCUUGAAGUUUUUGAAGGCAGACAAACAGACCACAAGAAAAAAGCGCCGAAGAGCACGACAAGUCACUCUAAGCAAAACCAAAGAAAUGGGUCAAACAAUUGAUGCAGAGCAUCUGUCUGAACUGACAGAAGAGGAAUAUGAAGUCAACUUCAUGAAAAGCAACAUCAAGGGCUUUAUUCUGCUGGAUUUAAAGUACCUCAUUCCAUUCUUCACUCGCCGGUUUACCCAGAAGGAGGUGCAGGACGGCAAGAUCCAAAUGACUGACCUGACCAACCAGUGGUACCAAGCCAUUCGCGCUCCCAUUGAUGAAAGUGAAAAUGAAGACUCUGAAAUCAAUAGUGUUUAGGAGUCUGUGGCUUGCUGUGCUGUUACUUUCUUAAUGAAUGUGAGAAGGUAGUGUUUUUUUUUUAGUCUUGUUAAUCUGUAUGUGGCAAGAGAUCUUGCAUUUGCUUUCUUCAUUGCAAGUAUAAUUCAAGAAUUUUUUAAUUUAAAAUGUUGAUAGUCAGAUGUGUGCUGUGGUAUAUACUCUUUAUGAUAAUUGACAUUAAGCACAUGUGAUAGCAUCUUGACAAAAAUGCAUGCAUGUUUAGCGAGUUGGAACUAGGUAAACACACCACUUAUGGAUACCUAUCUUUUAGGUCGGAGGGUUCCUAUGUGGCACAUUGUGCUGGAAACAUAUCACUGAACUGAUGUCUUGCACCAAGUACAGUGUGGCCUACAUAUGCCAUCAUUGUUUAUAAUAUAGGAUCAAGUGCAAUGCAGCUCCUUCAGUCCACAAAGCAUUAAACUACUCGCCUACUGCUUUAAAACCAACUGCUUGAAGAAAAGUGCAUCCUACGAUGCACUCUCUAGACUUUCCUGCAUUGCACAUGGCAGACAAGGCACUGUUCUGAGCACGACAGCAACCUCGUAAAUGACAUGCAUAUAUUGGCAAGAAGCUGGCAGAGGAAAAGAAAGAUGAAAGUAAAAUUUUGUGGCACCUUUUGAUGAGGCAUCAUCUGAAACCACAUGACAUAAUUACUGUUCAUUGCAUCUGUUAUGUUCUGUUAUCAUUCACCGCGGUUGCUGCUGUUACCAUGGCUCCACAUGUGGUCACAUGUGGAGCCAUGGUAACAGCAGCAACCAUGGUGAAUGAUGAGUACUUGUGGGGAGCGUCAGAUGUGCUGUAGCAGCAGCAUGAAAUGCACAAACGCAUGAAUCUGUGCUUAUCACUGAGACAGUGUUUCACAGGAGUUAUUGUUGCCUCGCCUAGAUAUGCAUCACAGAAAAAUUCGUUGAUUUUUCGUAUCUUUUGCUGCUCUAGUGUAUUGUAUACUUCUUAGAAUGCCUUGCAAAUGCCAGCUGCAUGUACUGUUAAGAGCAAUAGCCUAGUACCACUCGAGCAGCUACCAUCACUGCACCAUCUCGCAACAUAGUUGUGCAGUUUGGCCACUACGUUAGUCAAAGUGCAGUGUUGUUCUUGAGAGUACACUUACUUGAAAAAUACAGGUUUAUGGUUGUACUGUAAUACCAUUUAUACCAUAAACCGUUGAGACUCCUGCCGCACAUGUUUAAGUGGUCUACACUGAAUGUCAGUCAUGCUAUGUCAUGGGGCUGCACUGCUGAAAGCUACAGAACUCAAGGAAGCAUAAAACAAAUGCAGUAGACUUCCAUUAAUCCAACGCUAGCUAAUUAAAUUUUUUGUUUAAUUUGAUCUCAUGGGAAGGUCCUGACCAUCAUUAUUACAUCCAUAUGAGCCAUGCCUUUUUUUUUGUAUUGAUGAUCUACAAUGUGGCAUGCAUAAAAUAAUUUGACAUCAAGUGAUGCGGGCAUGUGCUCUAUGCACCACUGCUGGCAGCCAAAAAGUAAAAAUCGUGUCAGAGUGGCUAGCGAGACAUGGAAUAUCACAAGUACAAGAGUGGCAAGGAACACAAAUGUCUAGCAAGCAAACACAGAGAUAAAGGAGCCAUUUGUUCCUGCAACGGCUGCUCAACCGAAGUCUGCCCAUUUGAUAUGUAUGUGUGAUGUCACACCCCAGCCAGGACUGUGCAGCUCAUCAUUAUCGCCAUGAUUUUAGUGCCAGCAAUCAGAAAGUAAAGAGCCAAAACACGAUAGAAUGAAUGCAAGAAGAGGGGGGCUAUCAGCUAAGAUGUGCAGUUUGCUAAAAGAGUGUACAGGUAGAGGUGAAUUUUUUGUUUAUAUUUAUUCCAUACAGGAAGCAGGGCUAGAUAAUUGUACAGGAGGUUCACUUGGAGAGAGAGCAAGAGUGAACCAAGGAAGCAGGCAGGGCAAAGGACAGUUAGGAACUUACCUUCUAGGUAACAGCUGGGAGAUGUAGCAGGUCCAUAAUGAGAUGCGAUAUCCCACCAAAGGCACUGAAUUGCGACCCACAGUUGGCACCACCUCAUUAAACUUAGUAAGCACCAACAGCAAGCGAAAGUUUACAGUCCAGUGGCUAGUGACCAUGUAUACUUGAGCAGCAGUACAAAGGACAAGAGCUGUGGUAAUUCCAAGAUAACAUAUUGAUGUGUCUGGGUGAGCAGUCAAGCUAGGCCUGAUGCAAGAGAGGUGUUGUUGCAUGAAACAUGUCUGAAUACAUUAGCAGGCUGUGCGUCCUGCUUCAUGAAGCAUUUUUCUUUUUCUGAUAAUGCAGAAACAGCUGCUGAUUAUCACAGAAUAAUUAGGCAAACAGAAACAUAGAACAUUUGGACGUCUUGAUGCCUUCUAAUACAAUCUGUCAGAUAAUUGGACUGAGUUUCAUGCUCCCAUUCCCAUUAAAGUCGAAGUAACAGAUGUCAACUGUAGUGCUUUUAGUAUUCUUUUGCUGUCACAUUUUGUUUUAGGUUAUGUGUGGGGCAACCUCAUUGCUGCUAUCUUUCUUCUGGUCGUCAGUUGUGUUUUUCUUCUUAGAGCAUGCAGCGCUCAAACUUUUUCUUGUAUUUGUCAAAAAUUGAAUUAGCCAUGAUAAAGGUUAGCAGUCAUUGAGACUGCACAGGCUGGUAUCAUGAUUAUCUUACCUUGAUGCUAUGGAGGUCCUUGUCAUGUGUCAAGUUGCCUGAACCUUGCAUAUGGAACUUGUAGCACUCUCUCAGCUGCAGUAGUGGUCAAGUAUCAGCUGUAGCAGUUGUGCUGCCUGUUACAUUCUUUCUUUCCCCCUUUUUCGUGCUUUAUUGUGCUGCCACUUCGGGAAUUAAACAGCCGCAUCAGCUGCAUGAGGAAUUGCUGCCCUCUGGUAGCAGCCGAAAAUAACAGCGUAAUUUUGAAGUGAUAAAUCUGGUGCAAUAUAUACAACACAUUAAAGAUGGCAGUUCUCAGGUUCAUGUGUAAGAAAUAAUACCUGGGGAAUAAUGCACACAGAAAUUUCUUUGUAGAAAAAAAAAUCACUGUGCAUGGUGUAACAGCGUUAAAUUUUUUGUUGUUUACAUUUUAUUUGAAUUAAAAGCCACUGCUUACAGCUGAUUGAAGUAAGCUGUAGUGUAAGCAGGGAAGUUUGAGACAGUUUUACAGAAUAGAACAGAUUUUGUGGUUAUCAUUUUGUUACCAAUUUUUUUGUCUCGCCAUGCUAUUGCAGUAACAGUGAUAUUGCCAAAGAGGGAGGCAGUAGUCAUGUGUAUUUUACAGCAUAUUUAACCCAUCUAUGCUAUCGUUCAUUGUUGACCAACCUAUUGCAUGAAAGUGCCAUCAUUUCUUGCAGGCCUGUUGUACUUUGUGUGAAACAGAAAUGAACUUUUUUUUUAUUUUGUAUAGUGUAACUUGAUGUAAAUGGAAAUUUUAUACAUUAUGUAAUGCCUAAGAAAUUAUUAGUAGUAUAAACUGUCUCAGGUAGUUCUUGAGUACCUUGCAGUGGGAGUACACUUACAUAAACACCUCAAAGGGCAGCAUUCAUAGGUAAUGUUUUCAUAUAUCUUACUUUUGAGAAAUUGACAAAUUUAACUGCUUAUAAUCGGAAACUUUUACCUGCUCCAUAGUGAUUCCUCUUGGAGAGUGUUUUAGGCAAAUUGGUCUUUGGAAAGAAACAAAAUAUUCUAUACAUAUGUACAAAUGAUUCAUGAAUAAUGUGUGUGUUCAUUUCUGUCGUUCUCUUUGGUCACCUAGCUAGUAAAUCUUAGCUGAGUUGUGCUACUUUUCAAAGCAGCCUCAGUGCCAAGACUCUCGCUGCAUGUCUUGCAGUAAACAGUAUACAUGAACUACUAACAUUUUGUUCUAUCUUAUUAAUUAAUUACCUGCAGCACAGUGGCAUAUGGUAUUUCCCAAUUCACUGAAAAGCCUUCAGUAUUAAUAAAUACAAGUAGCCUUUCUCAUGAAAUAAAAGGAAAGACAUUGUAAAUGUUGUUUGGUUACAUCUGUGCCAUGAAGGGACUGACAACUGGCCAGAAUGUGUUGUGAGUUGUUAAUAAAAAUGAAAUGACCUAGAUUUAUAGCUGUGGAGAAAGCUAUAUUUUGUUUAUCAAGCUGAUGUUCCUGCAGUUAAUGUUUUAUGAACUAUUGAAAUAUAUUCACAAUAAUAGGUGGUGUCCGAAUCUACACCCCAGCGACAUUAUUUUUUUAAAAUCCAGCACGCUGUUUGUGAGUUAAGUAGGAAUUAUAAUUUCAGAUUGGCAAAAGAAAGUCUCAACAACUAGUGUUCCUGUAUGCGGGAGCAUAUGCAGGGAUGCUAUCAAAAACCAGUAAGUGGUAUGGCCUGGCGGCGAAGUCUUGGUACUUCGGAUGUAGUAUACGAGAUUACACUAUGUAAGUCAGCUGUUAUCAUGCAUAGCAUACUUGAUGCUUAAAAUUGCAGUUCGUAUAUUAUUAGGCUCUUGCACUUUAUUCUAUGCAUAUUACAAAGUAAAAAAAAGUGUACACCAGCGAGCGAUGCUGCCUUCAUGGUAAUGAAUGGAGUGGCAAAACGGGCAGGGCUGUUCGGUGCAUUGUGCUGCACAGGCUGUUGUACACAUGCAAGUUUUUUCAUUGGUACCCCAUGUUAUGCGGUCUCUGUGGCAUAUAAAAUGCCAUUGAUGAAUUGUGCCGUGAAUGGGUGCCAGCAGUGCUUCCAUUGCAGUGCUGGCAUAUCCUGGCUUGGCUAAAAAAGAAGCCUGGCGCAGGCAGCCAGCAAAAGCAUGGCUUUCGAUAUCGGUUUGUGUUACCUGGAGGGAGCCAUUGUUGCAGCACAGAUUUGGACACAACCUAUUAUUGUAACAAUAUUUCACUGCUUCAAAAAAAUAUGAACCGUAGGAGCAUCGGCUUGAUAAACAAAGUAUAACUUUUUUACAGCUAGAGCCUCACUUUUCGUUCGGUUCCCACCAAUACUGGCGCAUAAUCGCUAUGGCGCUCAUCUAUCACUAUUUCCAGCAUGUUUCUUGAACAUGACUGCAUCCUCAGUGCAGAUUAAAAAAUUCAUAUUAAAUAAUUUUCCACGCAUUUUUCACAUAACCACUAUAUGAUUGGACAGUCAGACCAGUAAGCUUUCGAUUGCACUAAACAAACGGCUACCAUAAAAAUUGCUUGUCAGUCCCUUUAAUGGGGUUGGUGCUUAAGACAUACCGUGGUUUUAAGAUGAUGAUGUAGCCCACUUAGGUUCAGAAUAUUUUAUUGGAGAAACCUAUGUCUACUGUGUAAACCAACUUAAGAUACAAUACAAAGUGCUAAAUUUUUCUUUCCUUGUUUUUCAUGUUAAACCACAAGCUGUAUUUAUUGCCUUAGUUUUGUCAAAUACGGUUCUCUGUACAUUUACAACCUCAAUCUCAUGCUAGUGCUUUAGCAACAUUGUUCAUGUAGUGACAAAGGGGUAGUUUUUCUGUGUAAACCAGAUGGUGUGUUAAAGACUAGAUUUUUACUAGAUUUGAGGCCCACAUUUUGAGCCUCUGUAGCAUUUUCAUGCACUUAGAGUUUUUGUGCAGAUAGACAACCACUAUAAUCUGCAUUGCAGUUGUUCCUGAGCUGGCCUAAAUAUGUGCCUCCUGCAUUCCGCCCAUUAAUGUAGCAUGGGUUAGCAUCAGACUGCAUGGUUGCAUAAAGUCACCACAAGUUUCAUCAUGACAGGUUGUCUAGAGGCUUGCGAGCUCACCACGCAGUAUGCAGAUGACAUAUGACACCCCAAAUCUUUCUCUCCGUGUCCCUAAUAUAUCAUCUGCAGCAGUGUCAGUCGGGUUGAAUAAAUGUUUCAUUGCAUAGGAGAUAGCUCUUUGGCCUAAUGCACGAGAAGAAGGGUAGAAGGUUUUAGUUAAUGAUUUGGAAAGACAAGGCAUGCUGCAAGACGCAGUUUGAAUCAAUUAAAUUUGUGCGUGAAUUUGCUAUACACACAAUGGAAUACUUCAUUGAACAAGUAUGGUGUUUUAUUUCACAAUUGUUGAGUGAAGAAAUGAUCGUGUAUUGACGUAAUAUUUCUGUGGAAACCCGCAAGGUGGAGAGAAGCAAUUAAUAAAGGGAAAGUGAGACAUCCACCCAAACGUAGCUAAGUGCUGCAAAGGAAACCCAUACAGGUUCCUCGAAAGAAAAGCUCCACAGUUGAAGAAAAAUUCGUCCUGGUCCAGGACCAGACCAGACAGACAGACAGACAAUGAACUUUAUUUGAUCCUGAGGAGCUUCAGCGGAGGCCCCUAUCGGGGACCCGCGGAAGCCGCUGGCCGCGUCCAAGUCGGGGCAGGAAUGCCGUGAUGUUCCGCCCUUUCUCGGGCCCUCUGGAUUGCCUCUUGUUGUGUCUGGAGCGAUGGGCUCCGGAGUGCCUCUUGCCAGUCGGCUUCGCUGGAGAGGACCAGACCAAAAAAAUUUUUCUUCAACUGUGAAGCUUUUUUUUUAAGAAACCUGUAUGGGUUUCCUUUGUAGCACUUAGCUACAUUUGGGUGGAUGUCUCACUUUCCCUUAAUUGAUCCAGUGUAUUGUUUCAACUUCAUCAGAUUAGCCCAAAUCAUGGCUACAUGCUAUUCUAGUUUACAGCCUCAGCACACCCGAUGUGUAUCUGCAUACACCCGACAUUGUGCAAUACAGACCAUGCAUGCAAUUCACUGUAACAGCAGUAUGCUGGCAAAUGAAGCAUUCAUGGCAGUGGCGUAGCCAGGGGGGUGCUGACCAAGCUUCAUGCCCCCCACUUCCCCUGCUACCCUGCUUCCUUUUAUGCCUGGCAUGUCGCCUAUGAACGAAUGCGCAUAUUCCGCGAACCACCCCAGACAAGUACAGCAUGGUACAUGCCUUCAGGCUGACCAAAGACCUGCUCAAGGUGAAUGUUGUAUUAUUAUGCACCAAGCAUGGGAUACUUAACAGAGAAUAAUGAAACUUUAGCCUCCUCCGAAAAAAAAAAAAAAUCCUGGCUACAUGCCUGAUUCAUGGCAAGGUAAACUGCAUAGCUAAGCGCACCAACAAAGUUUGCAUAUUAUGCAGCACACUUUUCCUUUUUAACAACAUUUUAGUGCUGUUUACGGCUGAGGAAUGAGUUUUAUUUCUCUUAGUGCAAUUUUUCCCACUUUAAAACCAUUGAGUGCACUUACUAUGCCAUAUUUCACAUGUAAUGGCAGUAUUACUUUUUAUAACCCCUUCUUUCUUAAUUUGCAGCCUACUGAAGGUAUGUGUUAUCCGUUAUGAAAAUUGAGUUCGUGUGUGCAAUACUAUGAACAUUUCAUUGAUUGUGGCAUAGCGCUGCAUGCCUCGUAGUGCUGAAGGUUUCAGUGUGCUGCAAGAUUUAAUCAGUCAUCAGAACAAAGCAGAAGGCAAAUUUUAAGAGUUAGUAAGACUUGAAAUUUUGGCUAUCACAUUGAUUGAAUCAUGGAACAAAAGUUUAUUUCACUAAUAAAUGCAUCUUGCUUUUUGUAAAUGCAAGCCUUUGAAGUGACACUGUGUAUAUAGCAGUUAGGAAAUUGGCACAUUUGCCAAGAAAGGAUAAACUUUUGUAUGACAAACUAUGCCGUAAUGCAGCUGUAUUGUAUUACGUACAUAAACAGGAGACGUACAGCUGCCUCUGUGAUUAACUUUGUUUUCCAUUUUUUGUUGUAAUCUGCAGAACAAUUUAUGAAUGUCUAAAGUGCAACUAGAAAGGAAAGUGUAGCCAUACAAUAUGCGAAUAUCCUUGUGAUGGUUUAUGUUGCCUUUUUUACAUGCUAAUAAAAAUGUAUUUCAUAUUGUUUGAAA